This is a messenger RNA of Triticum dicoccoides, 1548 nucleotides long. Its product is annotated as 26S proteasome regulatory subunit 6B homolog. The transcript is spliced from 6 exons. The record is from RefSeq and is a predicted model, not a curated record. NCBI's taxonomy places the organism in Eukaryota, Viridiplantae, Streptophyta, Magnoliopsida, Poales, Poaceae. Bases 16 to 1263 code for a protein of 415 amino acids. Gene Ontology annotation, molecular function: ATP binding; ATP hydrolysis activity.
GCCCCGCCGCCCGCGAUGUCGGCCGCGGCCGUCGCGCCGAGCCCUGCGGCGCCGCUCCCGUCGGCGCCCCCGCCGUCCUACCCCGCGGCGCCCCCCGCCCCCUCCGCCGAGGACGACGACGACCUCUACGGCCGCCUCAAGUCCCUCCAGCGCCACAUGGAGUUCGUCGAGAUCCAGGAGGAGUACGUCAAGGACGAGCAGAAGAACCUGAAGCGCGAGCUGCUGCGCGCGCAGGAGGAGGUCAAGCGGAUCCAGUCCGUGCCGCUCGUCAUCGGCCAGUUCAUGGAGAUGGUCGACGGCAACAACGGCAUCGUCGGCUCCACCACCGGCAGCAACUACUACGUGCGCAUCCUCAGCACCAUCAACCGCGAGCUGCUCAAGCCCUCCGCCUCCGUCGCCCUGCACCGCCACUCCAACGCCCUCGUCGACGUGCUGCCCCCCGAGGCCGACUCCAGCAUCUCGCUCCUCGCCUCGUCGGAGAAGCCCGACGUCCUGUACUCGGACAUUGGAGGAUGUGAUAUCCAAAAACAAGAAAUUCGGGAGGCAGUUGAGCUACCAUUGACACACCAUGAAUUGUACAAGCAGAUUGGUAUUGAUCCACCAAGAGGGGUGCUGCUCUAUGGUCCUCCAGGCACUGGCAAGACCAUGCUUGCUAAAGCUGUGGCGCAUCACACUACUGCUGCUUUUAUCAGAGUGGUUGGUUCAGAGUUUGUGCAGAAGUACUUGGGUGAGGGCCCAAGGAUGGUUCGAGAUGUAUUCCGCUUAGCUAAAGAGAAUGCCCCGGCUAUAAUAUUCAUUGAUGAGGUUGAUGCUAUAGCCACUGCUCGAUUCGAUGCUCAGACCGGGGCUGACCGAGAAGUUCAGCGUAUUCUGAUGGAGCUACUGAAUCAGAUGGAUGGAUUUGAUCAAACAGUGAAUGUGAAGGUUAUAAUGGCAACCAAUCGGGCAGAUACUCUAGAUCCUGCUCUGUUGCGUCCAGGAAGACUGGACAGGAAAAUCGAGUUCCCCCUGCCGGACCGGAGGCAGAAGAGGCUUGUUUUCCAAGUUUGUACUGCUAAGAUGAACUUGAGUGACGAGGUUGAUUUGGAAGAUUAUGUCUCCAGACCUGAUAAAAUCAGUGCUGCUGAUAUCACUGCUAUUUGCCAGGAAGCUGGCAUGCAUGCUGUCCGCAAAAAUCGGUAUGUUAUCCUCCCCAAGGACUUCGAGAAGGGUUACCGAACCAACGUCAAGAAGCCUGAGUCAGACUUUGACUUCUACAAAUGAGGCAGCAAACUUUUAAAGAGGAUGCUUUAUUUCCUACAGGCGACAUGAUUAACACUCUAGAUGAAUUUGUGGAUAGUCGCCUGAUAGUAAUAUCGUUGUAUCCCCGUGCUCGUGUAGUUUGCACGUUCAGUCUCACCAGUGUUGUUAAGCUACUUGUCUGUACAAUUCCUUCCUAAAGUUUCGCUUGACCAUUUUGCGCUUUUGGAGGCUGUGAUUUGUCUUCCAAAGGAGAAUCGAGUACCCCCUUUUCGUUCUUAAAGUUUAAAGUGCAUUAAUCUUUUUGAU